UCUAUUGUCAAACUCACAUUCAAAACGCAGGAUAAAACAACUCUCUUCCCGCUUUCUUUACAAUCUUAUAAUCAAAUGGGAUCCUCUAACCCUAUGAUCACUACCUUUCUCUUUAUACUAUUCUCGCUAUUCGUUCUUGUUCCUAAUCCUUGUUUAGCCAAUUCAAGAAUACUUGCACUAGUUAAAGAAAAACCCCUUGUCCUAAAAUACCAUAAAAGCGCUCUUUUAAAGGGAAAUGUCACUGUUAAUCUUAUAUGGUAUGGAAAAUUCACUCCUGCUCAACGUUCAAUCAUCGUCGACUUCAUCCAAUCCCUUAGCCCCAAGAACAAGAAAAUCCAACCAACGCCUUCCGCCGCAUCAUGGUGGCGCACCACCGAAGCAUACAAAGGUGGCCCUUCUGUUAUUACAGUAGGAAAACAGAUAUUCGAUGAAAAAUAUUCUAUAGGAAAAUUAUUGAAAGACCCACAACUUGAAAUUUUGGCAUCUAAGGUAACUCGGGCCAACUCUAUCGCCGUCGUGCUGACGGCGGCGGACGUGGCAGUGGAAGACUUUUGCAUGAAUAGAUGUGGCAUGCACGGGUCAACUCGUGGUAAGAAAAAAGGGAGUAAAUUUGCGUACGCUUGGGUGGGUAACUCUGCGAGUCAAUGUCCAGGUCAGUGCGCGUGGCCAUUUCAAAAGCCGAUUGUAGGGCCACAGACUACGCCGUUAGGUUCACCAAACGGAGACAUCGGAGUUGACGGAAUGGUAAUCAGUUUAGCGACUGUUUUGGCGGGGACUGUUACGAAUCCGUUUGAUGGAGGGUAUUUUCAGGGCCCAGCUAACGCGCCUUUAGAAGCUGUGUCUGCUUGCACGGGGAUAUUCGGUUCUGGUGCUUUUCCUGGAUUUCCGGGUAUGGUUUUGCUGGAUAAAAAGACGGGUGCUAGCUAUAAUGCGCCUGGAGUGAAUGGGCGUAAAUAUCUGCUUCCUGCUAUGUGGGACCCAAAAACGUCGACGUGCACGACACUCGUGUGAGAAAGUAAAACAGACAGACAUUUUAAUAUUACUUUGAAAUUUCAACAUUAAUUUUUUUAUUCGAUUUGGAAAUUGUGUAUUUGUACAAUAAUCUCUCAAUAAGUUGAACAUUCUCUUUUUAGUUUGUUUUCAA
Molecule: messenger RNA, 1144 nt
Organism: Nicotiana tabacum (common tobacco)
Lineage: Eukaryota; Viridiplantae; Streptophyta; Magnoliopsida; Solanales; Solanaceae
Product: protein EXORDIUM-like 2
Source: RefSeq, a predicted model, not a curated record